Messenger RNA from Manduca sexta (tobacco hornworm), 724 nucleotides. RefSeq names its product centromere protein S (gene MHF1). The coding region runs from base 226 to 687 and encodes 153 amino acids. Gene Ontology annotation, biological process: replication fork processing; resolution of meiotic recombination intermediates. Lineage: Eukaryota; Metazoa; Arthropoda; Insecta; Lepidoptera; Sphingidae. The transcript is spliced from 4 exons. The record is from RefSeq and is a predicted model, not a curated record. Gene Ontology annotation, molecular function: chromatin binding; protein heterodimerization activity. Gene Ontology annotation, cellular component: FANCM-MHF complex; Fanconi anaemia nuclear complex.
GAUUUUCUUCCUUACCCUGGAGUCGUGAUUAAAAAUAUACAAUUUGAGGUUAUGUUUGUAAAAUCCGGCAAAACUAGUUUAUCUAUCAAACUCUAUGAAAGUUUAACUAAUAUGUGAUACACUGGUGAUUGUAGUUACAAUAUAAGUAGAUUUAUUUCAAUAAGAUUUGUGAAAAUAUGUGAUAACUUUUCAAUAAGUUCGCCAAUGCAAUUGUAAACAAACAAUAUGACAACAUUUGAUAAUUUAUCUAAGACACAGAGAAUCCGCGCUGCGUUAUACAGAGACGUUAAAUCAAUUUGUACGGAAACAUGCCAUUUCCUGGGCCUGGACGUUACGAAGCCAGCAAUGGAAAUUGUAGCAGAACUGGUUUAUAAGAAAAUUUCUGUUUACGGAACAGACUUGGAAGCUUUUGCUAAACAUGCUAAACGCAGUACAAUCAACGACCAAGAUGUAAAACUUUUAGCGAGGAGGAAUCCAUCGUUGAAAUCUCGCCUGGAUGCAAUAGCUCCUGAUUCAGCCAAGAAAGACAAGCGUCGUAAGACAGUAGUGCCUGUUACUAGGGUCCCAGAAACACCAACAGCUAAAACUGUGCCAGAGAAACCCUCCACAUCCAAGACAGAGACUGAUAAGGAAGUAAACGAACGGAUGGAUUUAGAUAACGCAAUAGAUUUGACUUUUGAAGAUUGAGUAGUUGUUUUUGAUGUGAAAUAAAUUUCGAGGAAGA